CAUUAAGCCCAAUUCUCAACUACCCUCCCACCUUAUAAAACCCCACCUCUCUCUCUUCUCUCUCCUCAGCCUAAAUCUUCCAUUCCCAUUCUUUCUCUCUCCUUCAUUUCAUCGACAUCUUAAAAAAACAAUACCAAAAAAAAUGGCAUUCUCAAGCAACGCCAUUCUUCCUAAAUCAAGUUUUUUACCAUCCACCCCUACAACUCACCAACCCAGUUUCUCUCUCCUCCCACUUAAACCUCGAUCCAUCUCCGCCGUCCAAUCCGCCGACAAAAACCACCCCAUUGCUUCAUCUAAACCUUCCAUCCCUCCUACUCCCGUCUCCGCUACAUCUACUGCUACUACUACUACACCUGUUGUUAAGAAGUCCGACGAAAAAUGGAGUCUUGAAAGUUGGAAGACAAAGAAGGCUUUACAAUUACCUGAAUACCCUGAUCAAAAAGAAGUCGAUGUUGUUCUCAAAACUAUUGAGGAUUUCCCUCCUAUUGUCUUCGCUGGUGAGGCUCGUAUUCUUGAAGAGCGUCUUGUUGAAGCUGCUCAUGGCAAUGCCUUCCUUCUUAUGGGAGGAGAUUGUGCCGAGAGUUUCAAAGAGUUUAACGCUAAUAAUAUUCGAGACACCUUUCGUGUGUUACUACAAAUGGGGGCUGUUUUGAUGUAUGGUGGACAAGUCCCUGUUGUUAAGGUAGGGAGAAUGGCGGGACAGUUUGCGAAGCCGAGAUCGGAUUCAUUUGAGGAGAAAGAUGGGGUGAAGUUGCCGAGUUACAGAGGAGAUAAUAUUAAUGGUGAUGCGUUUAAUGAGAAAUCUAGGAUUCCUGAUCCUCAGAGGAUGAUCAGGGCUUAUUGUCAGUCGGCUGCUACUCUUAACUUGUUGAGGGCUUUUGCUACUGGUGGUUAUGCUGCUAUGCAAAGGGUUACUCAAUGGAAUUUGGGUUUUGCUGAACACAGCGAGCAAGGCGAUAGGUACCAGGAAUUAGCUCACAGAGUUGAUGAGGCCCUUGGAUUCAUGGCUGCUGCUGGGCUCACCCUUGACCAUCCUCUGAUGCAAGCUACUGAAUUCUGGACUUCCCAUGAGUGUUUGUUAUUGCCCUAUGAGCAAUCUCUAACAAGGAAAGAUUCAACAUCUGGCAAAUAUUACGAUUGCUCAGCUCACAUGCUUUGGGUUGGAGAACGUACUAGGCAGCUUGACGGUGCUCAUGUUGAGUUCCUUAGAGGAAUUGCCAAUCCCCUCGGAAUUAAGGUAAGUGACAAGAUGGAUCCCAAUGAGCUCAUCAAGCUCAUCGACAUUUUUAACCCUGAAAACAAGCCAGGAAGGAUCACUAUUAUCACUAGAAUGGGAGCCGAAAACAUGAGAGUGAAGCUUCCUCAUUUGAUUAGAGCUGUCCGCAGAGCAGGUCAAAUUGUCACCUGGGUCAGUGAUCCUAUGCAUGGAAAUACCAUUAAAGCUCCUUGCGGUUUGAAAACUAGGCCCUUUGAUGCUAUUCGGGCUGAAGUUAGAGCGUUCUUUGACGUCCACGAACAAGAAGGAAGUCACCCAGGUGGAGUUCACCUAGAAAUGACUGGACAAAACGUGACUGAAUGCAUCGGUGGGGCCCAAACUGUGACCUUCGAUGAUUUGAGUUCACGCUACCACACACAUUGUGACCCCAGGCUCAAUGCCUCUCAAUCUCUGGAGCUCGCUUUUAUCAUUGCAGACCGUCUUCGGAACAGGAGGAUGAAGUCCCAGCCAUCUCUCACUUCCUAAAUAAAGCCCCCCCCCCCUUUUUUUUCCUUAACUUUUUUGGCUUGUCGAAAGUGUUGUAUUGAGUACCUAAAAUCCUUAAUUACUAGUACCUAUUUAUUUAUGCACCGGAUUCUUUUAGAUUCAUAAGUUUAUGUUGUGUAUUGUAUGUGUAUACCGGAGAACACCAAAAUCCGAGUACUCUGGUGUUUGUGACUAUGACAAUGACUAAAUAAAAGGCAACUACAGUUUUUUAAGCA
Beta vulgaris subsp. vulgaris (sugar beet) is the source of this 1977-nucleotide messenger RNA. Its product is annotated as phospho-2-dehydro-3-deoxyheptonate aldolase 1, chloroplastic. The coding region runs from base 143 to 1741 and encodes 532 amino acids. The transcript is spliced from 5 exons. Gene Ontology annotation, molecular function: 3-deoxy-7-phosphoheptulonate synthase activity. Lineage: Eukaryota; Viridiplantae; Streptophyta; Magnoliopsida; Caryophyllales; Amaranthaceae. Gene Ontology annotation, biological process: aromatic amino acid biosynthetic process. The record is from RefSeq and is a predicted model, not a curated record.